CUUCCGGGUGCCUGUGAGCUGAUAUUGCGCAUGCGCAGCUCGCUCCUCCCUUUUUGCUCGGGUCCUGCUGCAAGAUGGUGAGUGCCAGAGAUUGCUCCGUGAUGGAAAUGUUGAAUCCGCAGCCAUCCUCUGCCAUGGGCCCUGUCACACUGCCCCAGUGCCCUCUCCUCCAUGCCGGGAGAGGGAUCCUACCUGCAGGAGGGCAUAUUGUGAUUAUAGGGAGCUGCUUAGUGUUUGUUUAUAUGGAAAUGUCUGAGCGGAGGAGGAAGGCCUGUGCUGUCCUACAGGAGAUCCCAUUACCAGGCCGGUAUCUGGUCCUGCUCUCCCUGACCCGUGUUACAUAGAAAGCAUAGAAAGCCCUAAACUAAGUGCAUGUCCUGAUUAAUAACACGGGGAGUUUGCAGAGCUCUCUUUGAAUCCACUCUCUUUGGCUGAGUUAUACUAGAUUUUUUUUUUUAUAGUGGCUAAUGUUUGAUAUUAAAAAAGGCUUCAUGUUCUACAUGUUUGUUAAAGGUGUUCUGAAACAGCCACUUGUUUAAGUAUAUUGGUUUUGUUUUAAUAUUCAAGCUAGCAGGUUAAAUAAAAACAUUAAUUUAAAAUUGACCUCAUUUUGAGUUUGUGAAAAUUAAAUCACAGGCAACCCGAGUCUAGCUUCUAAUAAAGUACUCCAUAAAGCCAAGAUUAAAUAUAAAUGAUUCUUUGACUGGCAGAUGGUAUGGGGUAGAGUGGGAAUAUGAUGAAUAAUAAGAGGUUUGACAUUGACUUGCAUUCUUAAAAAAUAUGCUUUUUCCUUUUGUAUUUCUUUUCGCAAAGGCCAAGCGCACCAAGAAGGUCGGUAUUGUAGGUAAAUAUGGGACCCGAUAUGGUGCUUCCCUAAGGAAGAUGGUCAAGAAAAUUGAAAUCAGCCAGCAUGCCAAGUAUACAUGUUCCUUCUGUGGAAAGGUAAACCAGUUUUCAUGUCAUUCAGUUGCUACCCUCUUAUGUUCUUUCUGUAUAAUUGACUUACUCUCUUUCCAUCUUAAAGGUGCAGUCAUGCACACAGCCACUUCUCCUUUUUUGCUUUUUAUUGCAGAUAUUUACACACAUCUAGGGACCAUGCACCCAUUGCUAUAUCCCUGCUGUCCUAGUCUGAGCACUCUCCGCUCUAGUUACUAAGAGAAUCUUUUUCUCUCAGCUCAUCGUAGUAUACAUGUUACUUUAUUUUGUUUCAACAUAUUUGGACAGUUGCAUGAGGGUGCAAUGCUCUUCCAAGGUAGAGUUAAAGUGGAGAAGGUGGUUUUUGCUCUAUAACCUCUACAGUGCAUUUUAGGUAUUAAGGGUGCUUGAGGUAUCUUUAAUCUUCAUAUCCACAAAUUAAAUAACGCUUGUUUUGAUGGACAUGUCUUGGUUCCCUUUUUAGACCAAAAUGAAGAGAAAGGCUGUUGGAAUCUGGCACUGUGGAUCUUGCAUGAAAAUUGUAGCUGGAGGAGCCUGGACCUACAAGUAAGAACCUCUCUAUUACUCAAUGUUAUUGCAUAAGUCCAUUUUGAAUCAAAAACUACUUUACAGAUUCUAUGCAUCAUAACAACCAAAUGUCUGUUGCAUAGGUAAUGGUUCAAAGAGGUUCCUUGUCUUUAUUUACAAGAAUUGCUGCUGUUAUGAGACUGCUCCUUCUCCUGUUUGUGUAGAAGAAGUUUAGAGUGCGCAAAUUCCUUUCCUUCUACUCUAUAUCUCAGAGCCAAAGCCUAGGCCGCAUCAGAUCAGAGAAAUGGAACUGCCACUGAGGGUCAGACUACAUAAACUGUAAACCUCUACUGGAAUGUUCUGACUUAUUUGAUUCUACUCUGAAAAGCUCUUCAACCCUGCCUUCAGAUUUCUAUGCUAGAAAAUGUCUAUCUUUUCAGUCUUCUAGUCUGUUUAACCUUUAACUCUAUAAGAUAUAGGCAUAGAGUGAAGGACCGAUGACAUGACAUACACUUUGGUUCCUUUUUAGACAAUGAAGUGCAUCAUCCCACAAUGCUUGGUGUAGAGCCUUUACAUUCUUAAAAGAUGCAUUGAACAUGCCAUCUUAGUCUCUUACAUAGAAACAUAGAAUGUGACGGCAGAUAAGAACCAUUCGGCCCAUCUAGUCUGCCCAAUUUUCUAAAUACUUUCAUUAGUCCCUAGUCUUAUCUUAUAGUUAGGAUAGUCUUAUGCCUAUCCCACGCAUGCUUAAACUCCUCUGUGUUAACCUCUACCACUUCAGCUGGAAGGCUAUUCCAUGCAUCCACUACCCUCUCAGUAAAGUAAUACUUCCUGAUAUUAUUUUUAAACCUUUGUCCCUCUAAUUUAAGACUAUGUCCUCUUGUUGUGGUAGUUUUUCUUCUUUUAAAUAUAGUCUCCUCCUUUACUGUGUUGAUUCCCUUUAUAUAUUUAAAUGUUUCUAUCAUAUCCCCCCUGUCUCGUCUUUCCUCCAAGCUAUACAUGUUAAGAUCCUUUAACCUUUCCUGGUAAGUUUUAUCCCGCAAUCCAUGAACCAGUUUAGUAGCCCUUCUCUGAACCCUCUCUAAGGUAUCAAUAUCCUUCUGAAAAUACAGUCUCCAGUACUGUGUACAAUACUCCAAGUGAGGUCUCACCAGUGUUCUGUACAAUGGCAUGAGCACUUCCCUCUUUCUACUGGUAAUAACUCUCCCUAUAUAACCAAGCAUUCUGCUAGCAUUUCUCUUGCUUCAGUAAUAAUAUAGCAGGGCUUGACAAAUCCCAUGGUGACUAGGAAGUUUGUCCUGGUGCCUGGGUGUUUGUCGGCACGUUCAGAUGAGAAAGCUGUAAUCUUUUGAUUUGUUCCUUCGCAUGCCCACGGUGAUGCCGGGAUAUGUUACUUCGGCCCUGGCAUCACUAAACCACAUGCAAAGGGGCAGAGUAAGAAGAGCUUAAAGAUUACAGCAUCACAGGGAAAGCAUCCACUCCAGCUAUCUGGUCUUAAAAUAUAAAACACAAUUUGUGAGUUUGUGAGAAAACUCUCAGUGAGUGUCAAAUGUGACUGGCCACGCUCCAAUCAUAUGGGAAAUGUAUUUUUCCACUUUUUUUUUUCUUUUCACAUUGUGUCUGGUCCUGCCUUCAUGGCUGAGAUCAGUCUUGAUGAUCUCAGCCAAGCCAAUGCUUUUUCAUAGGAAAGCAUUGGAAGGCGGUUGAGCAUGUUCGACAAAACUCAAUACUACAUCAAUCAGCAUCUCCUCAUAGAGAUGUAUUGAAUCAAUGCAUCUCUGUGGGGAACAUUCAGCGCCUCAAUGUAGCUGCUGUGCAGCACUGGAGUAUUAACACAGAGUGACUGUUACUAGAGGUGUUACUAGGCAGCAAUGUAAACUCUGCCUGUGGCGGUAUACACUCUCGAGGAUGGGUUACUACUGCCUAUGGUUGCCCCUUCCUAGUUUUGCCCAGCCCUAGAGUGAUUAUAGUCACUUGCUGAAGAGCAUUCGUGGUAUCACCCAAACACUAGUCGAGACUUAGUGAAGGCUGAACAAGAACUGUUUAUUGUAGGCAAGAUACACUAUAUUUAUACACAAAAUGUAUAAAGGGAGCCCAGGCCUGAGAUUGUCUGCUUUGAUGGGCUAACUUGGUUAUAAGCCACUCUAAGAGCUAAGUGUUAGGGCAGAGUAGCCUCUGCAGUAUAGCCUGCUGUAGUAAAUGUUACUGGAGUGCCCUGUCAUCCUUCCUGGGGUUAAGUAGAGAAACUAAAAACGGUUUGACAACUUGUCUGAACUCUGCAGUCAGCUGGGCAGCAGUCACUUCUGUUGCCUACCCUUACCGUGCUGUAGUAUGGUGCAGGAGCUUACUUCUGACAAUGAGGUUGUGAUGGUGCUUUUCUGGUACCAUAAAACCACUAAAGCAGAAUGUGGUGGUUAUGGUGCUUGGAAUGAUCCUUCAAACAGGUAAACUUACAGCUGUUUUAACCAAAGAAAAGAAAGUUACCUGCGCUCUCUCCUUAAUCCCUAUGUAUAUUUAGACAAAUGGACCAUUCAGCCUGCUUCCUUGAGCUUCUGGCAAAGAUAUCUCUGAGACAGAAAGGGGUAUUUUUUAUAUACACCCCUAUAUACUUAUUAACCUAUAAUAGGGAAUACAUGGGAUGGGCUGCAGCAUUGUAACAAGGCUGUGUGAUACAAAGUAAAUACAGAGAGCGCAGGUAACUUUUUCUUUUCUUUGGUUUUUACUAUAUAUUGGGGCUGAUGUGUACUGUAGUCAUUGCUGCCGGCCCUGUAGUGAUGGGAGUGAGCGCAGGACUUCUCUAUUUGUAUUUACUUUGUAUCACACAGCCUUGUUACAAUGCUGCCGUCCAUCCCAUGUGUUCCCUAUUAAGGGUUACUAAGUAUAUAGGGGUGUAUAUAAAAAAAAAUACCCCUUUCUGUCUCAUUAGAGAUAUCUUUGCCAGAAGCUCAAGGAAGCAGGCUGAAGGGUCAGUGUUAGGACCCGCUUAGGGGGGGGGUCUGCCUUGACUUGGCAGGCGGGCAUUCUCUCCAAUGGCCAUUGGAGCAACUGAAUGACCUCCAUUUGUCUAAAUAUACAUAGGGAUUAAGGAGAGCACAGGUAAUUUUUUUUUUUUUUUUUUUUCCUUCUUUCUUUGGUUUUUACUAUAUAUUGGAGGUGAUGUGUACUGUAGUCAUUGCUGCCGGCCCUGUAGUGAUGGGAGUGAGCGCAGGACUUCUCGUUUUGUAUUUACAGCUGUUUUAUCCUAGAAUUAGCAAUUCAUUUCUUCUCUACAAUUCACAUUUUAGUGAAUGAUUCUCCCAAGUUAUAUUCAGGUUUUCUUAGCCUGCAGUAUGAUUACCCCCUAAUGCUCUGACAUGGUGAGUGAGGUACUUUACCAGUUUAAUUUCAUUAAAUGUUUUGCCAUGCUUGCUGAGAAGCUGAUGAAUGGAUACUUGGGUGUAAAAAAAAAAUAAAAAAAAUUCCUGGUUCUAAUUGGUUAGAAAUAUUCUGAAUAAGCUAUAGGUCUCUAAAUACUUUGUCUUCUACUUCACUGGUAUAGUGUCUUGUCAGCACUACCAGUUCUGUGAAAAAUCUGUCAGAAGUAGCUUUUCUGGCCCGGUUUUACAUAUUAAUAUUUCAUUUCACCAGACAAUCAUUUGAACAUGAUCUAUUACCUGCAGCUAAUUGAUCUGUUGCAGAUAUAAAGUAAAAUGUCUGCAGUUUGUUAUUGAAUGUUAUUUCAUACUCUCUAAAUAAAAAUAUAUUCUCUCUCAGAAUGCUUCUCUGUGAAUCUAUGGUAUUCGGGAAGAACAAAUUGGUGUCCUAAGUUAUUGAAGUAUUAUAUUUUUAAUACAGUUUUGUAGUGCUUUGCAAGCACUGUUUGUAAUAUAGGUGCAGAGUUAAAAUGAUGCACCCUGACUCAGUUUCCUCUUUACAUUAACCAGUCCUGUUUAUUGCCCGUGACUGAUCUCCUCUUUACUUCUGUUUACAGCACCACCUCUGCCGUCACAGUGAAAUCUGCCAUCAGAAGACUGAAGGAACUGAAAGAUCAGUAAACGCAGCCUGCUUGUACAGAAUAUUCUUAAUAAAGAAUGUUUUUGUUAAAUUAACAAUUUGCCUUCUUGUGGAGUCUUUGGUUAUGAAAUCUAGAUCCUAAAACAUCAGU
Molecule: messenger RNA, 5587 nt
Organism: Pelobates cultripes (western spadefoot toad)
Lineage: Eukaryota; Metazoa; Chordata; Amphibia; Anura; Pelobatidae
Source: the annotation of a GenBank genome assembly